AUCACCUCCCUGUAUUGGUACACUACAACGAUGGGUAACGAUGGUGGCAGUAUCCCGACUCGACGCGAGCUAGUCAAAGAAGCGGCCAAGGACAAGACCACGACACAAGUCAAGGAAGUGCAGCACGAGCAGCAGGAAUACUACUGGACCACAGAUCCCAUCUCGAGAGAACCUCUGACGCAGCCGGUGGUAUCGGACUCUUCUGGGAAGUUGUACAACAAAUCGACGAUAUUGGAAUACUUGGUGGAAAGUGCGCGGAAAGAAGAUGCCGAUACCAUCACGCAAGGCGCAAUAAAGUCCCUGAAAGAUGUGGUCGAAGUCAAGUUCGAGAUAGACACGGCGGCAACGAGCAGCGUUGUGAAGGGAGAAGCGUGGAAAUGUCCUAUCACUGGCGAUAAGCUGGGUCCGGGAUCGAAGGCGGUGUAUUUGGUCCCAUGCGGACAUGCCUUUUCUGGCAGCGCCAUCAAGGAAGUGUCCGGGGAGAAGUGUCUGACUUGUGAGUCAGAGUACGCGACCAACGAUGUCAUUCCCAUCUUGCCUACUGGAGCGACAGAUAUCGCGAGGCUAGCAUUCAGAGUGAAGACGCUGCAGGAAAAGGGACUAGCACAUUCGUUGAAGAAGAGCAGUGGUGGAAAGAAAAGAAAAAAGGGAAAGGAGGAGAAUGGAGAGGUCGAGGAGAAGGUGAAGAAGACAAAGGAAGACUCAAGUGGUAUCAACAACUCCUCUGCAGCAAGCAUUGCGGCCAAGGUGUUGAAGGAGCAGGAGUUGAGCAAGAAGAAGAAGAUGCAGAACGAGAACGUGAAGAGCCUCUUCUCAACGAGAGACCAGAGCAAGCCGAUUGGGAAGAGUGCCGACUUCAUGACGCGAGGCUUUUCAGUGCCUUCGGAGAACAAGCGAUGAACGUGAUAUCGACAAAAUUGUCUUGUGACGCUCAUCGAUCGAAACGCCAGGAAGAGAACAUGAUCCAAGCACUGUAUGGGAAAAAGUCUGACUGCCGGGACUGAAGUCCGCAAAUAGCAAGCAGAGUCCCUAUCUGAAUCAGAACCAUUACUAGGGCUUCCCUACGGACUCUGCGGGCCCCGCUAAGCACUCUGCCCGGGUGUGUCGUGCUCGGGAAGCCCGCAUAACCAUUCCAUGCGCUUUCUUCGUUGUGGUUGGAGGGAUAGCGGUUCAGCUUUCUGCGUCCACGAUGCGUUGCAACAUCGCAUCAACUUUGCGACCUCCCGCCUUGAUAGGCACGGUCUUAACAUAAGCAUUGCUGUCGAAAGUGUGUUCCUCGUCUGCCAGCUUGUACGCAAUGCGGACUUCAGUCAGAUUGGCCUUCCCGAACAUCAAGAGCAUCUGGUCGAGCUCUGUCUCUGUUUGGCGCGCGCUCCAUCGUGCGCUUCAUGCAAGCACUGGUCUGAUCAUAAUGUCGUUAUGGCAAAGGCUGAUGUACGCGAGACUGAAGCCGAGCCUGCUCGUGAAGAAUGCGUUCAAGGGAAUACGGCACAGGAUGUUUCGAGAUCCUCGGCUGCCACUGCGAAGGCAAGUGAAAGGCGAGUACGAUCAUUGGCAUCGUGCAUAUUCUCUUGCAUCAGCUUCGCCCUGCUAGUUUGCAGAUGCUCAUUCUGUCCCGAUUGGUAGGGCGAUGCUCUUGCUGCGAUGCUACUCAUGUGUAUGGGGUCCCUCAAUGAGCAUCGUUUGGUAGCUCUUCGAUCUUUCUGAAGCAAAGUAUCUUCUGGCUGACCAGAUGUGCUAUCAGGAAGUUCUCGGUCCGGUAUGCCCCUAAUGUGGAACCACAGCACUACAAUACCUUCUCCGUCCUGCAAACACGAAUGACGGCUCGCAGUCUGUACUUGCCAAUGCUCAGGUCUGGUUUUAUUCGGACAAAAUUCGGGUCGGUCAUUUUGAUCUCAGUUUGACGAUCGAGCUUGUCUGACCCGCGAAUCCUGUCGUUCAGCCGAUGUUGAAUUCUGUUUGGCAUGUUUGGCGCUAUGCUCACCAGGCUUGGCAUUUCCACUUCGGCGUGAGAUCCACAUGUCGUUGUAUCGUCGGUUAGUCUUGGUCUAUCCUUCUCAGUUGGGUUGUUGGAGCGCCUCGGGUCAUCUUCAUCACGCACAUGCCCCAGCAAGGAUUCGUGCCAGCUGAAGUAUCACUAUAGAUUUUAUGUCACGCAUGCAAGGCUGUGUUACUAUCCGGCCCCCGUCGUGAAGAGCACUAUUCGAAAAGCAUUUUCGAUUGAGACACAGUUGAAUGUGCCGUGCGUAGUCCAGUGUAGCAGGGAGCGGUCGAGGUCAAAGUGCACUAUGCUACGCCUGCAGAAGCAUAUGUAGGAUUUUGCGUCAUGCAGUUAGCCGACAGCCCCGCCCCGUCCCCUCAUUGCUGAUACUCGGCCACUCAUCACUUCACAGUUGAUCUCUGAAUCUCUUGGCUCUCUAGCACAUGUACUAAAUCGUCGCACGCCUGCACCAAAGGCUUCUCAAGUGCUACUAAUUUCGCGAAUGCCUAUCGACAAUGCAAUUUCUGGGCGGCUCGCCCUCGUCACAGGGGGUUAGACAAACCGGCUAGUGUCGAGAUUUCAUGCUGACCGAACUCUAGCAUCUGGCGGCAUAGGCGCAGCAUGUGCUCGGGACCUGUUCUCUAAUGGAGCAUCUCUGGCAUUGACUUACUACACUCAGAAAGGUUCUGUAGAUCAAUUGAUCCAAGAACUGGAACCGCAUGCUGCCGGACGCAAAAUUACUGCCCACCAAGUCGACAUGACCAGACUCUACGCGGAGAUCAAGGCGCAGCAUGAGCAAGGCCCAGAUAUCUUGGUGGCGAAUGCUGGCUACGGAAAGCGGGUGUCCGAUAUUCUCGACAUCGACGUAGCCGAAUGGGAUUAUACCAUCAACGUCAAUCUGCGCGCCAGUUUCGUACUGACCAAGUUGGCGGUCGCACAUAUGAAGGAGAAACAGUGGGGUAGAAUUAUCUACAUCUCCAGUAUUGCGGCC
Molecule: messenger RNA, 2972 nt
Organism: Sphaerulina musiva SO2202
Lineage: Eukaryota; Fungi; Ascomycota; Dothideomycetes; Mycosphaerellales; Mycosphaerellaceae
Product: DUF602-domain-containing protein
Exons: 2
Coding region: 31-900 (289 amino acids)
Biological process (GO): mitotic DNA replication termination; site-specific DNA replication termination at RTS1 barrier
Cellular component (GO): nucleus
Source: RefSeq, a predicted model, not a curated record